Messenger RNA from Durio zibethinus, 1070 nucleotides. RefSeq lists its product as uncharacterized. Gene Ontology annotation, cellular component: chloroplast thylakoid membrane. Lineage: Eukaryota; Viridiplantae; Streptophyta; Magnoliopsida; Malvales; Malvaceae. The record is from RefSeq and is a predicted model, not a curated record.
AAAUGGAAACAUCUCAAUUGAAGACUGUAGGUAAAAGAAAGUCAAUUAGUCACAUAAAACAGGAAGAAAUCCAAGACUCCAACUGGGCUAUUUAGAAUCCAACUGCUCUGACCAACAGCCAAUGCCAUCGGAUUUAGCCCAAUUGGAUAGCCAGAAAAUCCCAUGACCCAAGAGCCAACUUUCUUCACCAUAAACUAAAAUACUGCCAUUUUAUCUUUAACCCGGCGCCACUGGCAGCUUCGGCCACGGUUGAAGAGAGCGAGCUAGGAAGAAGAAAGUGUUGGUGGUGGUGGUGGCUGGCUGCAACCUAGUUGCUCAUCAACUAUGGCUACCAACAUACCCAUAUCUCUACCGAGCCUACAGCCUUCCCCUUCCUUUUCCAAGUCAAGAUCUCACUUUUCUCAAAACUCCCAUAACUCAUCUCUAGCCUUCGGCUCUCUCUCCUUAUCAACAUCAAGAAAAGCCAUCCAUUUCCGCCUUCCAUUUGAGUUAAAUCAUCAGAAUAAAAGCAACAAACUUUGGAUAACGUUUGCUACUCCUGAAGAGGUUCUGCCAUCAGAUUCCACCCCACUUGACAAUUCCGAGCAGAUUGUGUCCACUACUGGUGACGAGGGUGUGGCAAUAAUUAUACAAGUUCUACUCUUUGUUGCCUUUGUUGCUCUAAUUAUUCUCACCAUUGGGGUUAUAUACAUAGGGGUGCAAGAUUUCUUAGAGAAGAGGGAGAGAGAGAAGUUUGAAAAAGAAGAGGCUUCCAACGAGAAGAAAGGAAAGAAGAAGAAGAAGGUUAAAACCAGAGAUGGGCCUAGGGGAUUUGGUCAAAAGAUUGAUGAAGAUGAUGAUGUUUGAUGUUGGUUAGAGAGCAAAAUCUUCCUUGCAAGCUCAUUUUCAUUGUGACUGCAAAAUUUUGCUUUUAUUUUAUGGAGGACCUGGUGUAGGCAAAUUCUUUUUUUUUGUCAGUAAUCCACUAAAAAUCUUGUCCACUGCUUCUGCUUUUCAUGUAACAAAUGUAGCAUCUACAGCUUUCUAAAUUAAAUUCCAUUGAAGGAUUUAUGUGGGGAAGAAGCAUUUUG